AGUACGUCAAGGAAGGGAAUUCCGGCGAAACGCCGAAGCCGGGCGCUUUUGGUUCCUUGGUGCUUAAAUGUCGGACGGUGGAGACCUUUUGUUUGGCAUCUCCUGGCGGGAUGAUGUUGGCCCGGCUGACAGCAGAACCAGAGAGGAAGCUUGCCAAACGGCUUUGCAAAGUGGUGCUGGACCAUUUUGACACUCAGUAUUCCAGAGAGCUCGGAGAGGCCUGGAGCGCAGCAAGGGAUAUACUAACAUCUCCAUCAUGCUGGCAACAUGCUGUUCUUCUUAACCGAUUCAAUUACUCUUUUGAACUGGAGAAGGAUUUACAUUUCAAGGGCUAUCACACACUCCUUCAAGGAUCUUUACCCUAUUAUCCUAAAUCAUUGAAGUGUUAUCUUAGCAGACGUCCCCACCGGAUACCUUCAGAAAGACACCAAAUUGGAAACCUAAAAAAAUACUAUCUCCUGAAUGCUGCCUCUCUUCUUCCAGUACUGGCUCUUGAAUUAAGGGACGGAGAGAAGGUUCUGGAUCUGUGUGCUGCUCCUGGAGGCAAAUCAAUCGCUCUGCUGCAGUGUGCUUGUCCAGGUUAUCUUCAUUGUAAUGAAUAUGAUAGUCUGAGAUUGAGGUGGCUGAGGCAGACGUUAGAAUCUUUCAUCCCAGAGCCUUUGGAAAAUGUAAUUAAAGUGUCUGAAUUGGAUGGCAGAGAAAUGGGAGAUGCCCAGCCUGAAAAGUUUGACAAGGUGUUAGUUGAUGCUCCUUGUUCAAAUGAUCGAAGUUGGUUGUUCUCUUCUGAUUCUCAGAAGGCAGCCUGUAGGAUAAGCCAAAGGAGAAAGUUGCCGGUUCUACAGAUAGAACUCUUAAGAUGCUGAACUGAAGAAUAGAAAUUUGGAGCAGCCUUGCAAUGUCAAUUGAAAAGCAAGGAGUAAUUGAUACUACUUUCUGUGGCAUUGAGUUACUUUCAAAAUAGCUUUAUAAAAAUUUAGGUUGCUUACCAACACAUUAACUUCUCUCUGCCAUCAGCACACUGAACAGCCACUAGUUUCAGAAAUAGACUAUGAAUAAAUGUAAUGCAUUUAAAUGGUGUGUACUGAAUUUUUAAAGCAUCAGAUACUAUCUGUGGUUUGGAAUCAAGGCAGUCUGCAGUCCUUUUAUCCAAUUAUAUAUAUCCAUCUAGCCUUAUGCUCAAGAUUGCAUGUUAUCCCCUUAGCAGUAUUGUG
Messenger RNA from Myotis davidii, 1211 nucleotides. It is a transcript of the gene NSUN3, whose product is annotated as NOP2/Sun RNA methyltransferase family member 3. Gene Ontology annotation, biological process: rRNA methylation. The transcript has 6 exons. Bases 111 to 863 code for a protein of 250 amino acids. The record is from RefSeq and is a predicted model, not a curated record. NCBI's taxonomy places the organism in Eukaryota, Metazoa, Chordata, Mammalia, Chiroptera, Vespertilionidae. Gene Ontology annotation, cellular component: mitochondrial large ribosomal subunit. Gene Ontology annotation, molecular function: methyltransferase activity.